CACUUCAGUAGCUGUUUGCUGACAGAAGUGCAGGCUGGCCGGGCCGACUCGUCACUGAAAAGAGACAGGUAACAGGAGGAACGGGGAGGGACUCCCCUGAGAACAGAGUCCGUACAGAUGGAGGAGGGAGCGGGUCGCAGCGCCGCUCGGCCCCAGAAUAUGGAGGAUGUUGCAACAAAAAGACACCGGGAAAGCAGCAAGGAACGAGGACCAGGAAGUGGCAUCAGGAAGGCCCGAGACAAAGAGAGGAGGAAAAAGAGAAAUCAAAGAAGAAAAAAGAGCAACUCAAAAGCAAAAGGAGAUGCAAACGUCAAAAGCGAAGAUACAGAAAAAGGCGAGAUGGAGGUUGUGGAGACCACAAGCAGCCAAACUCAGGAGAGUGUGUCCAUAGCAACACAACACGUGGAUCCCCUAGUGGAAGACAGCUUGCCAACUGUGCACAACAGUGAAGAGCGACGCCACAAAGAUGCUAAAAUGGUGCAGGCUCAGACUCAAACAGAGAAACAUCAAGGCCAAAACAAAUUCACACAAACUCCAGUCGUUUCCCAGAACAACCAGGAAACACAGACGGACGUCCCCGUGCCAAAACCAGACCACACAAGCGAUGAGAAGACUCCAGAUGAGACAAACAACGCUGCUGAGACACAGCUAAAGCAAGACAAACACACACCUGAACCCAAAAUGCAAGAAGACUGCGCUGUUCAGACUCCGUUAAAGCAAAAUCAAGAUCCAGACAAGGACAGAGUGCCAUCAGAUUUAGUCAAGGAGCAAAACCCAGAGAAAGAGUCAAAGUCUAAAGAGGAGAAUCCUUCUGCAGGAGUCUCAGCUGAUCCCGCAGGCUCCAAAGCCGAAAAAGAUGCCAAACCAAUGUCUUACGCCAAAGUUGUGACUGGAGAGGGUGGGAGUCAGAAACAGUCCAACAUGGAAGCCUCCAAAGCAGCAGAUAAAACCACAGACACUUCCCAAAGCACACGUGAUCGAAGCCCAGUGAGACCUCCGCCGGGUGUUCCCAUGUUCACCGUUCACAUCUAUGCUGUGCUGGACAAAAAGUUUAAAUUCAACCAAGACCAUGACACGCUUGUGUUAUGAA
Perca fluviatilis (European perch) is the source of this 1090-nucleotide messenger RNA. RefSeq names its product E3 ubiquitin-protein ligase rnf213-beta-like. NCBI's taxonomy places the organism in Eukaryota, Metazoa, Chordata, Actinopteri, Perciformes, Percidae. Bases 118 to 1089 code for a protein of 323 amino acids. The record is from RefSeq and is a predicted model, not a curated record. The transcript is spliced from 4 exons.